Molecule: messenger RNA, 4979 nt
Organism: Bactrocera neohumeralis
Lineage: Eukaryota; Metazoa; Arthropoda; Insecta; Diptera; Tephritidae
Product: zinc finger protein rotund
Exons: 7
Coding region: 1470-4640 (1056 amino acids)
Biological process (GO): negative regulation of transcription by RNA polymerase II
Molecular function (GO): DNA-binding transcription repressor activity, RNA polymerase II-specific; RNA polymerase II cis-regulatory region sequence-specific DNA binding
Source: RefSeq, a predicted model, not a curated record
AAAAAAAAAAAUUAAAAAAAAAAACAAAUAAAAAAACAAAAAAUAAAAAUAAAACAAAAAAAAAUUUGAUUAAAAAAAAUAAAAAAAGAAAUAAUAAAAUAAAGAAAGAAAUAAACAAACUGCCAGUGAUUUUAUGAAUUCAGAUAUGAAAAACGCAAAAUGGAAACAUGUGACAUUUAGUCGAGCAUCGAGCUGAGCAUCGCGCCGAACGAUAAAAAUUAUGAUCAAACUCAAAAGAGGCAGAAAAAUAGUAAACAGAUUUCUAGAAAAAAAUAGUAAAAACCCUAAAAAAGUGCUAAUAAUAAUGAAGUUAGUUUUGGCACCGAAAGUAAUUGCAAAUAAAUCAACAAAAGUAAACAAAAAUACGAACAUUUACGGGUUUUAAAAACACUCAGUGAGUUUUAGGGCAACAAAUGAGGAAAAAGUGCAAAAAAUGUUAAGGAGAAAUAAGUAAAAAAAGUCCAUGGAAAAGUGAAUAUAUCAAAAGCACAGAAGUAUAAUAAAAAAAUAGAAACAAAAAAUAUAAAAAUACUAAAUAAAAGAAACAAAAGAAAUACAUUAAAAAAUAUAAGCAAAACAUAUAAAAAAGGAAAUAAAGCAAAGAAAGAGAAGUGCAGUAAAAAAAUUUAAAAAAUAAUUUUUAAAAUUCUAAAGUAAGUAAAAAAAAUGAGAAGUUUGACUGUAGUAAGAAAAAAUUAUGAAAAUUAAUGACGAAAUGUGUCCAGUUAAAGGAUUUUUGAAACCAAAUUAUUAAAAAAAAAAUAAUAAUUAUCAUAAAAAAAUGAGAAAAUGACCACAAAGUUAUUUUAAACCCUAAAAAAAAAUUAAAAAUGAAGACAAAGAAACUCCAAAUAAAUAUUAUAGGCAAAGUAACAAAAUAAACUGUAAUUUUUACAUUGGAAAAAAUUAAAAAUAAAGUCAAAUUAAAUUAAACCGCGAUAGAAAAACUAAAGCAAACAAUUUUUUGCAAAUAAAAUAAGAAUGUAAAAUUAUAAAGCAUGGCAAACAAAGUUCCUAAACCUUAGUAAUAAUAAUAAUAAUAAAUAUUUUACAUAUAAAUGAUGACGAGAUCGAUAGUAAAAUUUUUACCAAUUAUAAAAAUUAACCCGUAAAAAAUUAAAACGAAAAAUGGUUUACCAAGCCACUCACGAUUCAAUGCUGCUCUCGGAACAGAGUUCCACAACAAAAUAAAUUAGUUAAAAUAAAACAUAUUUUUUCAACAAUUAAAAACCAUAUAGCCAAACUCAAGUAAAUGUUAAUAAAUCUGAAAAAUAACUAAAUGAAAAGGCGAGCAGCCGGAAGUAGCGGAAGUUAUUAUACGGAAAGUAACACAAACAAAUCUGCAACAUUAUAUUGAGCAAAACUUUAACGCUUGAAAGCGAAAGCUUUAUUUGUUUGUGUUCCACUAGUAUCUGCAUAGCAUACUUGAAGGCGCACAGAAAGUAUUCGCGCCGCACACAUAACGAACAAUGAAUAUGUCACCCAACACAAUGAACUGUUGCGCUGUACUGACGCCAACGGCGGCAAGCACUCUCCUGCGACACAAUGACACGCAGCGCAUUUUGUCUUUGGCCAGCAGCCACAACAUCGCUUCGGCGCAACAGUUGGCCGAUGUGGAGGAGUUGUGCACGUGGCGUCAUAGAAGGCGACGCGGCAGUAACGACUGCAAAAGCCCCGUUCAGUGUGUAGACUCCACGUCAACGCCGCCACCAAAUGCAAGAACACCAACGCCAGCAGCGACACCGUUCUUAAUGCCGGCAGAUUUCUACAAAAGUUUGCUCGUGAGCGCAGCCGCUUUGCAGCAACAACAGCAGCAACAACAUCAACUGCAGCGACAAAGACAGUUAUAUGAAAAUGAAGUCGAGUACGAGCGUAAAUCGCCGGCAGUCUCCAAGCGUGCUGAAUCACCUAAUACUGCUCAUUUCUCACGUAAUUUCUUCUUCUCAGCGGCAGCGGCUGCAGCUGCAGCUCAACGCAGCGCUGUCGCCGCGGAACUGCCCGGCGAGGUGGCCGGGGACUCAAAUGACAGCACGAACGUUAGCAAUCAUAAGCCAAACAAUUAUUCCUGGCCCCUGGCAGCUGUCACACCACCGAGCGCAAUAGCCGCGCAAGCGAAUACAGCGACACCGACCAGCACCACUGGUUCUGCUAUAAAUCACACGUCUUCACAUAUUGCCCUUUUACCGUCUUCCGGCUCGGCCACACCGACACCUCCCGUCGGCGGAUUAGAUUUGCAUGCCGCGGUCGCUGCUGAAGCGACACACAAUUUUGAGAGCACGCUAAAGUCGCCCGCUCAACAAUCACUGUCAUCUCCAACACAGCGACAACAACACAACUCCUCGUCGGCAAGCCACCUGAGCAAUUCACAACAAUCACAGCAACAACAUCAGCAUCAGAGUUUGCAUUCGACCGGCUCGACACCCAGUUCGCCUACAGCGGUCAGUGCAGCGUCGGAAGCAGCAGCAGCAAGCACGGCCGCAGCCGUCGCCGCCACCAUGCCGAUUGGCGGCGUUCAGGGGCAAAACCCCACACAGGGUUUAGUACAUUGGAUGAGUGCUGUUAUGGCCGAACAUAUGACUGGGCAGACGCAUCACGAUCCGACAGGUGUCGGCAUGCAUUACAUGUGGAAUGGUAAUGUCGAUUGUGGACAACAUAGUAAGGAAAUUGCCGAUUAUAACGGAUGGCCAUCAGCGGCGGCAACUCGCAGCCACAUGUCAGCCAUCAAGCAAGGAUAUGAGGCUAAAAUGAACGACCAUCACAAUAACUUACAAAAAGGUCACUUUCUCGAUGAUAGCCGCCUCGUAGAUCAUCAUGCUGUUACGCCGCAGGGUAAUCACAGUGGCAUGGCAUCAGCUGCUUCUAUUUAUGGACCUAGCGCCACAUUGCGAACCAUUGCCACUUCGAACAGUAGUUCACCUGCUGGAGGAGGAGGAGGUAAUGGUGGCGGCGGUAGUUUAGUCACUGCUCCGGGUAGUCUAGGUCUUAUCGGAGCCAGCAACGGUAGCCUUGGUGGCAGUAGUGGUGUCGGUGGCGGCGGGCUUGUUGGUCUUGGCGGCGCGAGCAUUGGUGGCAUUGCGCAUCAUGCGCCGACAACGUCUAAUCACAUGGCGCAUCAUCACAGCGCAUCAACGGCUGCCUUGCUGGUGGUACCGCAGCCGAUCAAUGCAAGCAAAAUGAAUGUCACAUUGGGAGCCGGUGGCAGCGGUACAGGCAGGAAGUAUCAGUGCAAAAUGUGUCCGCAGAUUUUCAGCUCGAAAGCGGACUUGCAGCUGCACACACAAAUUCACAUGCGCGAGGCCAAACCGUACAAGUGUACGCAGUGCUCCAAGGCGUUUGCAAACUCUUCCUACCUGUCGCAACACACACGCAUCCACCUGGGUAUAAAGCCGUACCGCUGCGAGAUUUGUCAGCGCAAAUUCACCCAACUGUCCCAUCUGCAGCAACACAUCCGCACCCACACCGGCGACAAGCCAUACAAGUGCCGACAUCCCGGCUGCCAGAAAGCUUUCUCACAACUUUCCAAUCUGCAGUCGCACUCGCGUUGCCACCAAACGGACAAACCCUUCAAAUGUAAUUCCUGCUACAAGUGUUUCUCGGAUGAGCCCUCACUGCUCGAUCAUAUACCCAAGCACAAGGAGUCUAAGCACCUGAAGACACAUAUUUGCCAGUAUUGCGGCAAAUCGUACACACAAGAGACAUAUCUAACCAAGCAUAUGCAGAAGCACGCGGAGCGCACGGACAAGCGACCACCGAUCGCCGCUUUGACCGCGAGUGGUAAUGUCACCGGCGCUGGCGCGUCCUUAGGCGGCAGUGCUAACAGCGCGCCUGGCAGCAAUGUGAAUGGGGGCAAUAUGGCAGGCGGUGCUGCGGGCGGCACUAGUGGGGUUGGUAUUGGUGGUGCGGGUGUGAGCAGUUUGCCAAAUUCGAAUACACACAAUCGCCAGACGCUUGGCUUGCCGCCGGUGUCGAUAGCACCCACCGAGCAUUCGUAUUGGCCUAAGGUCAGUCCAGACUCCGCCGCAAAUAUGACAGAUGUCAUGCAUCAACAGCAACAGCAACAACACCAACAGCAGCAGCAGCAUCACCAUCAUCAACAACAGCACCAACUCGGCGGCCAGCAACACCAUCAUCAGCAGCAACAACAGCAGACGCAACAACAGCCGCCGCAACAGCAACAGCACAUGGACUUUUCGAAUGUAAAUUCAGGUGGCGGAAGUAGCGCUGGUGGCGGAGGCGGAGCCAGUGGAUCUGGUGGGCCGCCAAACGGACAUGGCGAGCUGCAAACGCAUCAUCGAAUGAGCGACAACGGUCGGGACGAAAUCGUGUCUACACCAUCCACUGUUGGACCAUACGAUGCGGCGAGUAUCACGAAGACUACUAGCAAUUCAGCGUUCACCCCGAUCAAUUCAAUGCCGCCACACUUGAAUACACUUAGCCAUCAUCCUAUGGCGCAGCGUCCGUACCUCUACGAUGCUAUCAGCUUCCAGAAUAAAAAUGUCAAUCAAAAUAAUUCCAAUUCAUUUCCAAACCAACUGAUAUCACUUCACCAAAUUAGGAACUAUGCGCACCAACCGGCCGGUCUGAUGGCGGGCGAACAUUUACUCGGCGUUAGUGUGGGACCGGGUAAAGAUAAAGGAUAGCUAUAUUUUUAAGUGCGAAAGCACGAACGAUUUGGGGUCGAUUACUUAGAUGUACUAGAUGAAUAUGUGAACUAAGGGCUGCUUUAUUUGGUGCGAGCAUUUUUGUGAUGAAUUGAAUAAUGAUUAUUUUUAAACUAAAAUUCAAAUCCUGUAAUUAAGAAAACCAUAAUGCAAAAGUGAAAAAGCGUUAGAAAAGGUCGUGAAAGAAAAAAGAACAUAUAUGUACAUGUGGAUCAGAAAAGUUAGGCGAUUAAACGGACUUACAAAAACUGGCCAGAGGCAGAGAAAGUUUCUUUUAUAUUUAAUUCUUGGAAAAAUAAAUUGGUUUUCUGUGGUUAA